Messenger RNA from Ceratitis capitata (Mediterranean fruit fly), 1406 nucleotides. Its product is annotated as growth hormone-inducible transmembrane protein. NCBI's taxonomy places the organism in Eukaryota, Metazoa, Arthropoda, Insecta, Diptera, Tephritidae. Gene Ontology annotation, cellular component: mitochondrial inner membrane. The record is from RefSeq and is a predicted model, not a curated record. The coding region runs from base 209 to 1261 and encodes 350 amino acids. The transcript is spliced from 7 exons.
GAUAGUGCCACCUCUAAUAAUACAGUUCUAAUUGACAAGUUUUAUUAAAUUGUGAAAGAAAAAAUAAGACGAGACCGAGAAAUUUCUAAAAAUUAUUUGUUAAGCUCAACUGUCAUAUAAGAGUUUUAUCCGUUUUAGUAAACUUUGCCGAAUAUCAGAUUAACAGAAGUAUCUUUCUUUACAAGGAGACAAAUUUCAUCAUAUAAAAAUGUUUUUGCGCUUUGCAAUGUCUGCUACCCCCAUCCGUUUUGGAUUGAAAACUGUGGCUUUAUCAAACGUAAUAAGAUGUGGUCCGUUGGAGGCACGACUUCAAAACUCGCUAAAGUCGUAUAAUUUAAAUAUAUCACGAAGCUAUGCUCGUGGGCCAACCCGUGGACCAUAUACUCGUAAUGAAGUAGGACGUACACCUACCUUAAAAGAAAAACUAAUGGGCCCACCUUCAGAAAAUGCUUACUCAAUUGGGAAAGGAGCUGUUGCCGGUGCAUCAGCUAUCGGUCUAGGAGCAUUAUGCUUUUAUGGUCUGGGCUUGAAUAAAGAUCCAAGUAUUUACACCAAUUCUAUGUUAUGGCCGGAGUUUGUUCGCGAAAGAAUUCACGCAACUUAUGGUUACUUUGGUGCAUCUUGUGUCAUAACUGCAGGUGCUGCCAUGGCAGUCUUUCGAUCUCCCCGAUUGCUCUCGAUUGUAACAAGAAAUGGCUGGAUGUCAAUGUUGGGUACGUUUGCACUUAUGAUCGGUACUGGUGCACUAGCGCAAUCUAUUGAAUAUCAACCCGGUGUUGGCCCGAAACAAUUGGCUUGGGCUUUACAUUGUGCAGUGCUGGGAGCUGUUGUCGCACCAAUGUGCUUCCUUGGUGGUCCCAUUCUAACUAGGGCUGCAUUGUAUACCGCUGGAAUAGUGGGAGGACUAUCUACGGUUGCGGUAUGCGCACCAAGUGAUAAAUUUCUUUACAUGGGUGGUCCUUUGGCUGUAGGGCUCGGCUUGGUGUUUGCCUCUUCUCUAGCUUCAAUGUGGCUACCACCUACUACAGCUUUGGGUGCAGGUCUAGCAUCAAUGUCACUUUAUGGUGGUCUAAUUCUCUUCAGUGGGUUUUUGCUUUACGACACUCAGCGUAUAGUACGAUAUGCUGAAAACCAUCCACAAAUAUUUGUGAAACCUUAUGAUCCAAUAAACGCAUCCCUUUCUAUUUACAUGGACACCAUAAACAUAUUCAUAAGAAUUGCUACAAUAUUGGCUGGUGGCGGAGGAAAUCGCCGACGCUAAUCUGUUAUACAAAAUAUUAUUAAAUGAUUACCUAACGUGAUAUGCUUGAUUACAAAAUUUAAGAUUCUCGCUUAACACUUAAAAAUAAUGUAUUUUUGUUAACCCAUCUAUUAAUAGAUUCCGAAAAUAAACGAUUAGAAACAAA